AUGAAGCUAAUCACUUUUUUCGCCUUGUUUUUCCUGCUACAAAACACUACUAUUCUUUUUUUUGUUGCUGCAGACUAUUCUGUAGCGACAUCACAAUAUGGUGGUAACACUCCUCCGCCUAUUACUAGCCAACCACCACCUUCUCAUGGCUAUCAGCCGCCUAGUUCUCCAAGUACACCACCUCUGAGGCAUGCUCCACCACACCAUGCGCACCCACCACCUUCCCAUGGUCAUGUACCACCAUUUGUUGGUAAUCCUCCAUCGCUGUCUCCAGUGAUUUCUCCAUCUAAUCCCCCACCAUCAUAUAGUUCUCCUCCACCCUCUCAUGGUAGGGGUCAUACACCAUCUCAGGGCUAUCAUCAACCUUCACCCCCAAGUCAUUAUGGACAUCCUCCACCACCAACACCAACUUACUUUCCUCCUCCUUCUCAAAUGAAACCUCCAUCACCUCCAUAUUCACAACCAUCGCCGCCGCCACACUCACCACAUUCAUAUGGACAUGCUCCACCCCCUAAAGGGCACACGCCACCUAAAGGACAUAAUCCACCAAGACAUCAUCAACCUUCACCUCCGAGUCAUCAUGGACAUCCUCCCCCUACACAUGCACAACCACCACCAACUCCAAUUUACUGGCCUCCACCUCAAGUGCAACCUUCACUUCCGACUUAUUCACCUCCUCCACCUACAUACUCACCACCAUCACACUCGCCACAUUCACAUGAACAUACACCACCUCCUAAAGGGCACAAGCCACCUAGAGGACAUCAUACACAUUCACCUCCGAGUCAUCAUGGAUAUCCUUCACCAACAUUCUCGCCGCCACCAUCUCCGCCAACGUACUCCCCUCCCCCACUUGCAAAAUCACAUCCACCUCCACCAACAUACUCCCCUCCUCCACCUGCACAAUCGCCACCUCCACCAACGUACUCCCCUCCUCUACCUGCAAAAUCACCACCACAUCUACCAACAUAUUCCUCUUCUCCACCUGCACAAUCACCACCACCUCCACCAACAUACUCCCUUCCUCCACUCGCACAAUCACCACCUCCACCAACAUAUCCCUCUCCCCCACCUGCACAAUCACCACCACCCCCACCAACAUACUCCCCUCAUCCACCUGCACAAUCACCACUGCCACCAUCACCAAUUUACUCGCCUCCACCACCAUCAUCCCCUACUCCACCUACAUACUUACCACUACCACUAACUUCUCCUCCUCCACCAACACAUUCACCUCCUCCCUCUGCUUACUUUUCACCUCCACCAUCGACUACAUAUUCUCCUCCUUCUCCUCCAUAUGGUCUUCCACUAAGCACUCCAUAA
Solanum verrucosum is the source of this 1323-nucleotide messenger RNA. RefSeq names its product extensin-like. NCBI's taxonomy places the organism in Eukaryota, Viridiplantae, Streptophyta, Magnoliopsida, Solanales, Solanaceae. The transcript has 3 exons. The record is from RefSeq and is a predicted model, not a curated record. Bases 1 to 1323 code for a protein of 440 amino acids.